Molecule: messenger RNA, 1824 nt
Organism: Fonsecaea nubica
Lineage: Eukaryota; Fungi; Ascomycota; Eurotiomycetes; Chaetothyriales; Herpotrichiellaceae
Exons: 1
Coding region: 1-1824 (607 amino acids)
Biological process (GO): chromatin remodeling
Cellular component (GO): nucleus
Molecular function (GO): histone H3K36 demethylase activity; histone H3K9 demethylase activity
Source: RefSeq, a predicted model, not a curated record
AUGGACAACAUGUUGGCAGACGUCCGCUGGGUGAAAGAGCGGGUUGACAGGCUCGCGACGAUGUUGGACAUGGAGAUGUCCGCGGGCAAGGCCACGUCGCACAAAACGAACUGGACCGAAUACCGCUCCCUGAUAGGAGAGCUAGUGGACGGCCUGCAGCAUGUCGAGAGGCGGGCCGAAGGCUAUUCUACCCGCGGGGAAGCUGGGGCUGCACCCGCUACCCCUCCGCCUCAAACACCGAUGUCAGAUUACGCCCCGGCUGAAAGUCCAGCUUCAAGCGAGAAGAGCCAUUCCGAAGUCCUACCAUCGACAUCAGACGACGCCCCAGAUGAAGGCCCAUCUUCAAGCAAGACCCGCCCUGCUGAAGUCCUCCCGUCGACGUCAGACAACGCCUCAGACGAAUGCCCUCCUUCAAGCGAGACUCGGCAUGCUGAAACUCCGCCUUCGACGGCAGGUGAAAGGCCAAACCAGUGUCAAGAAGGCCACGGCGUCAUAACAAUACAGGAAAGACCCAGGAAGAUUGCGACACGCACUCAAAAGACGUCUACGCCGAGAAGCCGAGCGCCUGAUGCAGCAGCAACGAUAGCUCCCCCUUAUCAGCCCGAUCAACCUCAGCCUGGAACCACGAUUCCUCAUCGGGAAGAGGACGGAGUUAUCGUUCUUUUGCCCAGCCCCGAGCAGUGUAAGGAUCUGCCGUUGCUUAUCUCCCGGGCUAAGGAACUGGGCGCCUACGACACCGGAGUGUUCAAGUACGUCUUACCGGACGCUGUGGUGAUAGGCUUGCGGCCUAUCCUCAACCUCCCUCCGGGUGUGUCCAAAUUCAAGUCCAGGCCUUACAACAAGCAUUCCCGUUACAUUGCACGGAGCGAACGAGAAGAUGAGGUGUUGGAUUUCGGCGAACUUGACUUCACACCCAUACCGCAUGACGAGUACGUCAAGACAUUAGAGCGCCGUGUUACCAACCGUCAGGCUAUGAAUAAAAUGCAGUACUUGACCGAUCUUGCGGCUUGGACACCCGGAGACCGAGAAAAUCUCGGUUUGCCAACAGUUUCGCCCAUCUAUCCCCUUCAACACAACGAACUGGAUCGCACGAGAAGAUUCCUCGCCGGGGUUCAUGCUCCGUAUGGGUAUAUAUCGGGCGGUUACGGAUCACUCUUCUCUUCGCACCGUGAAGACGGCUACCUGCUGUCUCUCAACGCGUUAUAUGAGGGCCUGAAGCUCUGGUAUAUAGUGGCUCGAAUGUCCAGCCACCUCAUCGAAGAUGCUGUCAAGAACAGGAAAUGUACGCAAAAGGUGCGGCAUGCCUCUCUCUGGUUUUCGACAUCACAGCUCAAAGCUAUGGGUGUCUCGUUUGUCACCUUGGUACAGCGUCCAAACGAGGUCGUUGUGGUGUUUGGAGAUAUAUACCACCACGGAGGUACCCUUGGCUAUUCUCGUGCCGAGGCGGUAAACUAUGCUCCCUCCGGUUGGAGCAUUGACGGCUACUCUGAAUGCAAACGCAACUGUCCUGGAUUUCCUAUUCCCAAUGAGUACUUGGAGUUCCGCGCCCCAGGUGAGAUACAGCUUGGAUUGCCUCUUGCGGACGAAGAAGACGACCCUGAGUCAAACGAGGAUGUCAGGUCUCCCCAAAAGAGGCGCAGAGGUCCAGCGUCUGCUGCAAGGUCAGACGGCAAAAGGAGAUGUACUGCCGCUGCGUCAAAUCUCACCGCUCAGAGAAUAGCUGAGGCUACUCCAAUCUUACAGAUGGCAAAGUCCAUCUGUAGUGCCGCGGCAGUCGAGCAGGUUUUCAAAGUCAUUCGAAAGAUGAAAGGCAGCAAUGCUUAG